AAAAAUAAUGUAAGUCUGCAUGCAUUCAUCAUCACGUACAAAGCUUCAUUAUCAAUCAAGCAACUGCCAUCGAAGAAAGAACUAUCCGGCCGGUGCUCGUCAAUGGCGAAUAAUAGGACAAACAAGAGCAGUUUCAGAUUUGAAGAGUUCACACCUAGUGCUAGUUGGACGGAGGACUCGAAUUGCCACUAUCUGCUAGUUGAUCUUCCUGAAUUCAAGAUUGGCGAGGUGAAGCUUCAAAUUGAUAGCCAUGGUCAUGCGAUGGUCAGUGGAGAAAGGCAAAAGUCGGAAAACAUAUAUGUUCGCUUUGAGCAAACCUUUAGAGUGCCGGAAGAUGCAGACCUUGAGAAAAUGACUGGGAAAUUUGAAGACGAGAUUCUGUAUGUGAUUGUCCCAAAGCGAAUAAAAGAUGAUGAUGAAGAAGAAGAAGAGUCCGAGAAUGGAAUUGCCAACAGUGAUGAGGAAGAAACCAGACAUGAGGAAACAAACACAGAUAAGGAAAAUUUAGAUCAUGUUAAUGAGAAACAUCAUAAUACAGACCACAAACAUCACAAGGAGGACGAGAAUGAGAGAGAGGACCACGAAGAAGCUUUCUACGAUAGCAGAAAUAACUGGAGGGACGUCGAGGCCGGUCUGCUGCAAAUUGUGAUAGAGAAGUUAGGGAAGAACAAAGGGAUGGUUGUACUGGUUGUGCUAGCAUUUUCAUUGGGGGUGAUGGUGUCCAAUAGGUUCCGAUCAAAUGGAAGCUUAGGGAACUCUUCAAUCGGUGACCUUGUAUAAGUAACUAGUCCUCGUGGGUUUGCUUCUAUUUGUAAGAUAUUAUCACAUUGACAUAUUAUCUGACUCUGUAUAGAAUAACAGAGAGACUGUGAUAAUUCAAACAAUGAAUGAUAAUUUGUAAACUAUAUAGUACUUCAAAAAUGCAGUUGGAACAUUUGGACAAAAAACUGUGCCCAACUUUUCAGAGUUUUUUUUUUGAAAGGUACUUUUCAGAGUUCUCUAACAAGUAAUGUACCAUUUAGUACUGUUGAGUUGCAUUUGACUCAAAUUAAGGGUCUUGUGUGGGUUUGCUGGUUUCUGCCUUGGGCGAGUUUCAACUUGGUUUGCAGUUGCCAUUGUAACCAGAUAUGCAAGGCUGGUAUAGUUUGUAUUGC
Molecule: messenger RNA, 1154 nt
Organism: Cornus florida
Lineage: Eukaryota; Viridiplantae; Streptophyta; Magnoliopsida; Cornales; Cornaceae
Exons: 2
Coding region: 103-780 (225 amino acids)
Biological process (GO): response to heat; response to hydrogen peroxide; response to salt stress
Source: RefSeq, a predicted model, not a curated record